Messenger RNA from Oreochromis niloticus (Nile tilapia), 3250 nucleotides. RefSeq names its product leucine rich repeat containing 49 (gene lrrc49). The record is from RefSeq and is a predicted model, not a curated record. Lineage: Eukaryota; Metazoa; Chordata; Actinopteri; Cichliformes; Cichlidae. Gene Ontology annotation, molecular function: U2 snRNA binding; protein binding. The transcript is spliced from 19 exons. The coding region runs from base 201 to 2669 and encodes 822 amino acids. Gene Ontology annotation, biological process: mRNA splicing, via spliceosome.
GUGGUAACAGUGUUGCCCUCGGGGAAGUUUGUAGCUGCAGAGGUGAAGAGCUAUUCUGUACGAGAAACAAAUCUAGGCUAUAACUUGGCUGUAGCAGUUGAAUUCACAUAUUUAUUUUAAUUAUUCAUAAAUACGAGUUUUUGUUUUGUUUUGUUUUGCCAGGUGUGCUUUAACUGGCAUCUUUAGUAAACGUUAGCUAGAUGGAGCAGGAUUUAGCCGAGGGUAAAAUCAUCCGCUCUCAUAAACAGAACACAGGCGAAAAAUGGAUGUUUCUCACCCCUAUGAUCAACAGCUGCAAGUUGCACCUCACGACUGAGAAAUCUCUCGUGCCAGCGAGAGCACAAGCGAUGAGUGACUCUCAAGAUCAUGUAAAAGAAACAUUUAACCACUCUGACCUAGAAAACAGUUUACAUGGAGGCAUCCAGAAAAGAGCUGUCCAGGAACUAUUUGCAAGUGACAAAUGUACAUAUAGUCAAAAAGUGCUGCUCAGUGGAGCUGCUGUUUCAGAUGCUGCAUACAAAGCAAGACACAAAGCAAGGAGACAAACCCAGUGUACGGGGGAAACUUUUGGCCAGAAUGCCUUAAAAAAUGCAAAACCCGCAGGUGAUUUUCCUGGAUGUAAUUACAGUGCUGUGCCUGGUUUUCUCUCCACUCAAUUGCCUUUCACAUCCAGUUUUCAACGAAUUGACUUGGAAAGACAAUCUCUGGAGGAAUGCCCACAGUUGGACUUUGUAAAAGAACUGCAGUUUCUCAACCUUCAGCACAAUCUAAUUACAAAGAUCCAACAUUUGUCACAUUUGCAGCAGCUGGUUUUACUGAAUUUGCAUGACAAUCACAUCAGUGACAUGACCGGCAUUGAAGUUCUGAGGUCUCUCAGGAUCCUCAUACUGGGGAAGAACAGAAUUCAUGAAAUCUGCUGCCUGGACAGCUUGUCUAAACUGAAUAUGUUGGAUUUGCAUGACAAUCAGAUCUGCAGGAUAGAAAAUGUAUCUCAUCUGAGUGAAUUAAGAGUGUUGAACCUAGCAGGAAACAACAUCUCCAAAGUGGAAAACUUGCAGGGUCUUGACUCUUUGACUGAACUGAACCUACAGCAGAACUGCAUCUCUGUUGUGACAAGGCAGCAUGCUGUAUGUGUGUGUGUAUGUGUGUGUGCAUGCGCAGGGUGGAUGGGGAUGCUGCAUGCUGGAGCUGAGAGCUGCAAGACUGAGGUGGACCAUCUGCCCUUGUUGCAGCGCCUCUUUCUCAGCUGCAACAACAUCACCAGUUUUGACCAGCUAGCCUGCCUUGGAGAGUCGUGCUCCCUUUCUGAGCUCACGCUGGAUGGGAAUCCUGUAGCCCUGGAGACAUGGUACAAGCAGGCCGUCCUGCGCUGUGUGCUUCAUCUCAGACAGCUGGACAUGAAGCGCAUCACAGACGAGGAUCGGCGCAUGGCAGGUGUACAGGCUCGAAAAGAGGAGGAAAAGAAGAAGGAGAGUCACAAGCAGACCAUUCAUAAGGAGAAGCGGCGUCUAGCAAUCCGUAAUGCUGCACAGCAGUGGGAGGGUGUCAGGGCCUGCCUGGAGCUCCCAUCCACAAAUGGCGCUAAAGAAGAAGUCAGUCCAGAGAACAGCCCUGCUCACAGCCCCGCCCAGACCAAUGGCCUUACACAGGAACCUUCCCCUGAUGAACCAAGGCGGGUAAGCCCAGGUUCAGGACCAGAGCGGCCGUCAGGGGGAACAGAAAUCAGACUCCAGACCAACAGCCGUCCAAACAGCCCACGAGACCCCAAGCUUGUGGAGGCAGGGAGUGGCAGUGUUCAAAGCUUGUCCUUGUCUGACAGUCACCUGGCAGAGCUGGAUGGAGACACCCUGCGUUUAUUUGGACUUGGAGCCCUGGAGGCCCUGGAGAGGGGCUGGGGUGUUCAGACUGCUGGUGCUGUCACUGUAAUAACCUUCCGCUACAUCAGCUUUGAUGCCAUAGUACCAACACUGCCACGAAUAAGAGUCAAGUUCCCAAAUCUGUCGCAUAUGAUCUUCUUGGAAACCAACAUCAGCCGUCUGCCGCAGCUGGCAGCCCUGGCUCAGGUGAGGCGCCUAGACCAGCUGACCAUACACCCAGAUGGCAACCCAGUGGUCAGUUUGACUCUUUGGCGCUCCUUUGUCAUCUAUCGUCUUCACCACUUCAACCUGCAGAGAAUCAAUGGCCUGGAGGUGACCAUGAACGAUGUGAUCGCUGCAGAACGUGUGUUUGGAACACUGGGCCAUAUAGCAGCCACCGAAACUCCACGUUGCCGGCUCCUUCUGCUGCUUGAGGAGUCCAGGAAGCGGCAGUUGCAGUUCCUGUUGGAGGGCCGUGGCCGGCGGGCAGGACUCAGUCCAGAGGAGCUGCGUGAUAAUGGGAAACUCCUAGGAGAAGGCCUGAGCAGAGCAUUGUUUAACUAUCCAAGCAGAGACUGCAGUGCAGAGAGCCCUGAGGAGGGCAGUGUGGAGUCGUCAGAGCGUGCUACUAUGGUAGAGCAGUACCUACAGGAGUUGGUCCAAAGUGCAUCAGACACCAACCUGAAGGGCGAGGCUUUACACAAGCUCUGGCCUUCCAUGUUUGCAGAGAUGGUGAGAGACUGUGUCUUGGAGAUGAGGGACCGAGCGGCCUUCCGCCAAGCCAGCCUGGCAAAGCUCUCUGAGACCAAGUGAAAAGGACCCAAGGUUCACUGUUAGGCAACAUACCUGCACACGUGGACAGAGCUUUCUUGAGCAUCUUCGUCCUUUAAUUUCAAAAUGGAUUACACAUAAUCACUUUGUCAGUUUUAAUGCAUUUGGAAACACAAGGGUGUAUUUCCUUAGUCUGUUGGAAGCUUCUGCUUGAUAUGUACGUAGACUAUUUUAUAGAUGUCUGAAGAAAUUGUCUGAAUGUAGAUUUUUCACUAAAAAACCCACAGUUUGAUUCUUCAGAGCUUGAAGGUAAAUAAUACUUGAAGAACGUUAAAGAGACUUAGUGACUCACAGUGCAUUGUUGUCCCUACGGAGCAUUGUCUGCACUUUAAAAGCCAUCUGAAUGACCCCUCUACACCAUUAAUAUCAUCAGCUGAAAAUGACCAGUGUGUCUUUUCUUGAGACUAGAAUGAUUUUUCUGUCUUAAAGCCUGUCUCAUCCAUUGCUCUCUCAUUUCUUCCUGCGGGACAUAAAUGCAAGGGCACAAACAAGGACAAGGUCUUUUCUUUGUUUACCACUGAUUUUCUGUAUUGUACUUAGUAUUAAACAAUUCUGCAUUAACA